GACUUUUUCUGUUAAGUGACGUGACUUCGGAUCAGUAAGUAGGCAUGUAGCAGCAGUCCAAGUGGUACCAUGAGUUUCUUCAAGUUCUCGAAGUUUCAUUGUGUCCUCGAUUACGUGAGCCUGGCUUUACAUUUGGUGGACAUUGGGAUGGACAUCUGGGCUGUGGUGUCUCUGUACCAGGAAGAAGAAUACGUUUAUCUCGGGGUGUUGAUCUUUGUCCUUCUGGGCUCGUCGGUGCUUGUACAAGCCUACAGCUGGCUUUGGUAUACUUAUGAUGAUUUAAAGAGGAUGUCAACGAUUGAGGGGUGUCUCAGUCCGAGGCAAUUGAAAGUCGUGCACUUUUUCCAGCUUGGAGUCUACUUCAGACAUACUGGUCUUGUGGAGCUCACACUUACAAAGAACCAAGACUCGGACUCUGCGGUGUACCUGACUCACGACCUCAGCAUGCUGCGACUCUUUGAGGCUUUUUCAGAGAGUGCACCUCAAGUGGUCCUCAGUCUUACCAUCAUGCUGCAGAGGGGACAUGUGGAUCCUUGGACAGUGUUGAAGGCCUCGAUCUCAGCUUCAACCAUCGCCUGCAGCGUCGCCAUGUACCACCGCGCCCUCCGUUCCUUCCUGCCCGAAAAAGAAGUGCAAAGCAUUGCCUCGUCUCUCAUCUACUUUAUCUGGAACCUCCUUCUCAUCUUCUCCCGGCUGGCCGCCAUUGCCUUCUUUGCGUCCGUCCUGCCCUGCUUCAUCUUCACCCACUUCAUUUGCUCCUGGAUAAUCCUCUUCUUCUGCGUGUGGUGCUCCAAACCAAAGUUUAUGGACAGCCCAUGUGGGGAGUUUCUCUACCAAGCCACCGUGGGCCUCAUUUUGUAUUUCAACUGGUUCAACGUGGUGGAUGAGAAGACUAGAUUCAAGACGACGUUGUAUCAUAGCUUCAUCCUGCUCGAUACUUCCCUUAUCUGCGGCUUGUGGUGCUGGAGAAUAUACACACAACCUCCUUUUGAAAUCUCCUUCACGUAUGCUUGCAUCAUGGCCGUCAGUGUGGUCGCACUUUACAUCUUUGGACUAAUACUCAAAAUACUUUAUUAUAAGUGCUUUCAUCCAAACGUCACAAAAAAGACGCAGAAAGAAGAUGCCACGGGCCCUCCAGAGAAGGCAGUCAUGUUCUCAGCCGGCGAUGCGGCGGAAAACGGGUUUCCUCACAUUGGCGACCGGAGCGCCGCCAUUGAAGAUGCGGUGGACGGCGCCGUGUCACGAGCCGAUGUCAGACUAACCAAUAAAAGAAUGAGGAAACUGGCGGGGAAUUUCUACUCAUGACAUGUGCAUGAACAUCACAAGAAACUAGUUCUCCAUUUCCAACAAGGAGGAUCUAUUACCACCUGCAUAGUCAGCACUUUUUUUUUUUUUAAAAGGACCUGUACUCAUCUGUUUCACAAGAAGCAAAAUGUUUACAGAACUUAACUACCUUGGUUAUGACCAUCAUUAUAAUCACAAAUAGUGUCGCCAGAUGAACAAUAUUAAUUUUAUUCUUGCCUAAAACAUCCACUAGUUUAUUAAAAUGAUUUAUAUUUUUAAUUUAAUUACUAAUGUAAUUCAAAUGUAGUUAUUUAUGUAUUGCGAACAAAUACAAGCCGUGAAAAUAUUCCAAGACAAUACUCAGGGUAUUUACAAUGUAUUGACUUUAUCAGAUAAACAGAAAAUCUUUACAGAUAUCUGUUGAGGUCCUAGAUAGCUACGGUGGUCUAAAAGACCCCCUUAAAUGAGAUGAUUUAGAAAAAAAAAAUUGAAUAACAUUGAACCUUCAACAUUGUUUACUUUAAAACAGACAUGCAGAAUUAUCACAGAAUUGUGUCAUGUAUCAGAAAUAGUCGAGCCAUUUUGUCAAUUGUACAUAAAGUGAACAAAAACAAUACAAAUGUUUCGUUCAAUUUGUUUACCGCGUUGUCGUUUCGAGCCGGUAAUACUAUGUAUUACUUUUUGAUUGUCUCCAAGCCAAGAUGAUGUCACAACAACCAAUAAAUGCAAAUACAUCUAUUUAACAGUAAUACAGAGCACACACACAGGAGUCAAGAUUUUUUUUUCUCGACUACAUUUAAAACAAAAGGACACAUUUUUCCCCCGAAAAAGAGCAAUUUAACAUUCAGGAUAACAAUACAUAGUUACAAGGACUAAACAAAAACGUACACAUUUCCCUUUGAGAUUAUGCAUACAAAUGGUUAAAGGCACAAUAUAAAUAUGCAAAACAAAAUGAAGAAAACACUCAAAAUCCACAUUCUUAACGAUCCAAAAGCUGCGAGUGAGUAAAGACGAAACCUUCAGGCUCAGAAUUGUUCAGUCAUCAUGUCGUGCGGACAAAUUUGAACCCCCCCCUCCCCUUUUUUAGUGUCAAACCAAUGGAAAAAUGUAUUGCACAUCCACCUUUGAUCUGCUUUGUACCGAUUGAAUGACAAUGCAUUGUAUUCUCCAAUAUAAAGCAUAUUUUCAAACAUAAAGCAAACUUUCCCAA
Syngnathus typhle (broad-nosed pipefish) is the source of this 2494-nucleotide messenger RNA. RefSeq names its product XK-related protein 8-like. Lineage: Eukaryota; Metazoa; Chordata; Actinopteri; Syngnathiformes; Syngnathidae. The coding region runs from base 70 to 1305 and encodes 411 amino acids. Gene Ontology annotation, cellular component: plasma membrane. Gene Ontology annotation, biological process: apoptotic process involved in development; engulfment of apoptotic cell; phosphatidylserine exposure on apoptotic cell surface. The record is from RefSeq and is a predicted model, not a curated record. The transcript has 3 exons.